Daphnia carinata is the source of this 923-nucleotide messenger RNA. RefSeq lists its product as uncharacterized. Bases 144 to 554 code for a protein of 136 amino acids. Lineage: Eukaryota; Metazoa; Arthropoda; Branchiopoda; Diplostraca; Daphniidae. The record is from RefSeq and is a predicted model, not a curated record. The transcript is spliced from 4 exons.
GGUUGCAUCAAGUUUCGUUCUCACAUCCUACUAUAUAAGACGUUAUUCAUUUGAUUGUGGCAUUAUUCGAAAUCGACCCUAGUUCAGAGUUAAAACUUGAAUUUUCGUCUCUUCUUUAAUACGAUAAAUUGGUGUGCGAAAACAUGAACAAAAUUCUUUGUGUUACCAAUGUGCUAGUGGGUCUUCUGGCGCUGAGUUUGCAGAUAGCAGCAUUAUCCAUUUAUACAGAAUGGGAUCCAGAUAAAGCAGGUGCAGGCAUCUGGGGAGGAAUUUACCUAGUCAUCUUUGGUGUGCUCCUGAUGAUGAAAAAGCUGAAAACGAGUGGAGCCGUUACAGGCAUGGCAGUAGUCGCCGUGUUGAUUGGUAUCACGUUAAUAGGACUUUAUUCGUGGAGCAUUGAUAGUUAUCAGGAAGCCAUAUCUAAUUGUGGUUGGGUACCUGCGGCCAAAAUUUGUGACAGAGCUGCCAUUGAUUCCUUAAUGAUCAUCAGUGGCAUAUUAGCUUUAAUCGUCAACGGGAUCAUUGCCACAAAAGCAUCAUCUUUUGUUCCAUAAAAAAGACGAUCAUGCACGAUAUUUCUCUGCAACAUCACCAGAGACAGAAUUCCAUUUGGAUCAUAGCUAAACUGCUGUACCUUUCCAUAACACAAAUAGGAAUUAAACAAAAUAAAAUUUAAUAAUUAGAAAUUCGAUAUAUGUAUCGAUAAUUUGUUAUACGUAAAAGCUAAACGUCAAAGUACAACGAAACAAAGUACAAAUAAAUAAAGAAAAAAUUUGAUGGGGUUUCCUGAUCGAAAUAUUUUACUACCCGCAAACUACUAAGGUCCCUGGCUAUACUGUUCUAAAAACAACACUUUAACCGUUAAAAAGCAUUUGAAAAAUUCUAUAAUGUAAGUCCGAAUUCCUAGGACCACUCAACAUCGC